GCUCGCGCUCGGGCUCGGGCUCGGGCUCGGGCUUGGGCUCGCUCGCGGCGGCCUGGACCCCGCCAGACGCCCCCGCGUCCUCCUGCACCGGGGCUGGGCGUGUGCGCGGCGGCGGCGCGCGGCUCGGCCAGGAAGCCCGGGCAGCCCCCGCGGCUCGCGCCCUCUCGCUGCCCCCCGCCGACGCCAGCCGGACUACAACUCCCAGGGGGCACCGGGACGCUGGACUACACUUCCCGGGAUGCUCCGCGCCACGGGGGCGGAGUCAGGGGCGGGGCCUGCGGCUGGGAGCGCGGGAAGUCCGGAUCCCGGCGAGCGGCGGCCUGAGCAUGAGCGCUGAGCGCGAGCUUCGCCUGCUGAGCAAGGCCAAGGCCAAGGCCCAGAGGAGCGGGCAGCUGCGGGAGGAGGCCGCCGCCUGCCACCACCUGGGGGAGCUCCUGGCCAGCCGCGGCCGCUACGCAGAGGCCCUGCGGGAGCACCAGCACGAGCUGCAGCUCCUGGAGAGCGUGGACGACGCCCUGGGCUGUGCCGUGGCCCACCGCAAGAUCGGAGAGCGGCUGGCUGAGCUGGAGGAUUACUCCACUGCCUUGAAGCACCAGCAUCGCUACUUGGAGCUGGCCUGUUCUCUAUCCAAUCACACUGAGCAGCAGAGGGCCUGGGCCACAAUCGGCCGCACCUACCUGGACAUCUAUGACCACUGCCAGUCAAAGGACACCUUGCUGCAGGCGCAGGCUGCCUUUGAGAAGAGCUUGGCUAUUGUGGACGAGAAGCUGCGGGGUACAUUGGCCAAGCGAGAGCUGAAUGAGAUGAGGACCCGACUGUACCUCAACCUGGGCCUCACUUUCGAAAGCCUGCAGCAGAUGGCCCCGUGCAAUGACUACUUCCGGAAGAGCAUCUUCCUCGCUGAGCAGAACCACCUCCAUGAGGACCUGUUCCGUGCCCGCUACAACCUGGGUGCCAUCCACUGGCGCAAAGGGCAGCACUCCCAAGCCAUGCGCUGCCUGGAGGGGGCCCGAGAGUGUGCACGUGUCCUGAGGAAGGAACUCAUGGAGAGCGAGUGCUGUGUGCUCAUCUCACAGAUCCUCCAAGACCUGGGGGAUUUUUUGGCUGCCAAGAGAGCCUUGAAGAAAGCCUACAGGCUGGGCUUCCAGAAGCCUUUGCAGAAGGCAGCCGUCUGCCGGACCCUCAAAUAUGUGCUGGCUGUGGUCCAGCUGCAGCGGCAGCUGCAGGAGUCCGAGGGCAGUGACCCUCAGGGUGCCAUGGCCAUCUGCGAGCAGCUGGGGGACCUGUUCUCCAAGGCGGGCGACUUCCCCAAGGCGGCUGAGGCCUACCAGAAGCAGCUGCAUUUCGCGGAGCUGCUGGGCAGGCCAGGGCCCGAGCUGGCCGUCAUCCACGUGUCCCUGGCCACCACCUUGGGAGACAUGAAGGACCAUCGCCGGGCUGUGUCCCACUACGAACAGGAGCUGAGGCUGCGUGGUGGCGACGCUCUGGAGGAGGCCAAGACCUGGCUAAAUGUCGCGCUGUCCCGAGAGGAGGCCGGGGACGCCUAUGAGCUGCUGGCACCAUGCUUCCAAAAGGCUCUUGGCUGUGCCCAGCAGGCCCAGCAGCCCCGGCUGCAGAGGCAGAUCUUGCGGCACCUCCACACCGUGCAGCUGAGGCUGCAGCCCCAGGAGGCCCCCACCACUGCAGCCAGACUGCAGGAGCUGAGCGUGACCGGAGACGAGGGGGAAGACGAGGAGGAAGAGAAGGAGGGUGACAGUGACACUCCCGAGGCCAGCGACGUGGAGCUCUCCGAGAGUGAGGGCGAUGCUGACAGCUUGUCCCAGAAGCCAGAGGAGGAUGAGGAGCUGCAGGGCUGCCUGGGCCAGCGGAGCGCGAGCAAGUGGAACCGGCGCAAUGACGUUGGGGAGACUCUCCUGCACCGAGCUUGCAUCGAGGGCCGUCUGACUCGCGUCCAGGACCUCGUGAGACAGGGCCACCCUAUGAACCCUCGGGACUACUGUGGCUGGACACCCCUGCAUGAAGCCUGCAACUAUGGGCAUCUGGACAUCGUCCGCUUCCUGCUGGACCACGGGGCUGUGGUGGACGACCCAGGCGGCCAGGGCUGUGAGGGCAUCACUCCCCUGCACGACGCCCUCACCUGCGGUCAUUUUGAGGUGGCCGAGCUGCUCAUUGGACGGGGGGCAUCCGUGACCCUCCGAACCUCGAAGGGGCACAGCCCACUGGAGACUCUGCAGCAGUGGGUGAAGCUGUACGGCCGGGAUCUGGACAGCGAGACCCGAGAGAAGGCUGGAGCCAUGGAAAGGCUGCUCCGGGCGGCGGCGGCAGGCCAAGCCCCCCACGGCUUUCCACGCAGCCAUCUGUUUGACCCUGAGAUCUCGCCUCCCUUGAGCCCCUGCCCAGAGUCCCCAGAGUCCCCAGGGGCCCGGCCUUGGAGGAGCAAGCACACGCUGGCCAGCAGCAGCAGCUCAGAGGGCGAGGACGGCCCGGCCCGGCCCACCCCGAAGCGGCCGCGGCACUCUGUCCCCGCACAGCAGGCGGCCCAGAGGCCUGGCUCCAGCAGCAGCAGGGACACCGCGGCGGGGGUCGGCCCUCGGGGCCUAGGCGAGCCCGACCCCCACCGGGCGGCGCUCAUCCCCGAGGAGGACUGGCUGGCAGGCAACUGGCUGGAGGACGACUUGCCGUUGACCCACGGCCACCAGGAUGGCCCCGUGCCCCGCCCCCAGGGCACCAGCUGCGGCGCCCCCGGGUCAGGCAGCAGGAGCCCGGGCAGGCCGCGGCCCCGGGCCCGGACCAGGCAGAGCCGGUUGCCCCAUCUCACGAGCUGGAACGCACCAAUCGGGGCGCGGGGAGAGGGUGGCGCAGUGGCAGAGCCCCCGCGGAGCCCCGACAUGUCCCAGGCCUCAGGGCCCGGUGAGGACAGCCCUGCGGCAGGCCAGCCCUCGGGUCCACCUGUGCCCCCUCCCAUCCGGGUGCGAGUGCGAGUGCAGGACAGCCUCUUCCUCGUCCCCGUCCCACACAGCAAGGAGGCCCACUCCGUGGCCUGGCUCGCAGAGCAGGCCGCCCAGCGCUACUGCCAGGCCUGUGGGCUGCUGCCGAGGCUCCUCUUGCGAAAGGAGGGAGCCCUGCUGGCCCCACAGGACCCCAUUCCUGACGUCCUGCAGAGCAACGAGGAGGUGUUGGCCGAGGUCACGUCAUGGGAUCUUCCCCCGCUGACCGACCGAUACCGCAGGGCCUGCCAGAGCCUGGAGCAAGAGGAGCACCAGCAGGUGCUGCAGGCCAUGGGCUGCCAGGACUCCGGCCCCUCGUUCAGCGCCUGCUCCCUGGCCCUGCGCCAGACCCAGCUCACCCCCCUCCUGCGCGCCCUCAAGCUGCACGCGGCGCUCCGGGAGCUGCGCCUGGCAGGGAACCGGCUGGCGGACGGAUGUGCUGCUGAGCUGCUGGCCGCCCUGGGCACCCUGCCCAGCCUCGUCCUCCUUGACCUCUCUUCCAACCACCUGGGCCCUGAGGGUCUACGCCAGUUGGCCACGGGCCUCCGGGAGCAGACCGCCUUGCAGAACCUGCAGGAGCUGGACUUGAGCAUGAACCCCCUCGGGGAUGGCUGUGGCCAGGCCCUGGCGUUCGUCCUACAGGCCUGCCCCUCACUUAGUACCUUGCACCUCCAGGCCUGUGGCUUGGGCCCCGGCUUCCUCCUGAGCCACCAGGCAGCCCUGGGUAGCGCCUUCCAAGAUGCCACGCACCUGAAGACGCUGUCUCUGUCCUACAACAUCCUGGGCACCACUGCCCUGGCCCGGGCCCUGAAGAGCCUGCCUGCCCGCACCCUCCAGCGCCUGGAGCUUAGCUCUGUGGCAGCCAGCAAGAGCGACUCAGGCCUCGUGGAGCCUGUGGUCAGAUACCUGACCGAGGAAGGCUGUGUUCUCUCUCACUUGAGCCUGUCUGGAAACCAUCUGGGUGACAAGGCCGUGAAAGACCUGAGCAGAUGCCUUCCUUGUUGCCCCUCACUCAUUUCCCUGGACCUGUCUGCCAACCCUGAGAUUACACGUGUGGGCCUGGAGGAGCUCCUGUCUGCCCUCCAGAUGCGGCCCCAAGGCCUCGGCUUCCUUGGCCUGUCAGGCUGUGCCGUCCAGGGCCCGCUGGGCCAGCGCCUGUGGCACCAGGUCGCCGCGCGGGUGCAGGAGCUGCAGCUGUGCAGCCGCCGCCUCGCCCCCGAGGACCGCGCCGCGCUGAGCCUGCUGGCCGGCCCGCCGAGCCCCGGCGCCUGCACGCUGGACCGAGGCUCCCGGCUCUUCUUCCGGCGCCUGUGAUCGCCCCGCCCCCGCCCCAAUAAACGGACGCCACCGCCGCCGUCGCCGCUGCCUCUGAAAGGCGGGAGGAGGCCGGGGGCCCGCUGGGGUGCAGGGCUGGGUCCGCGCUGGCCGCCCGGGGGCGGGGCUGGGGGCGGGGCCGGCCGUUUCCGGCGCGCGCAGGAGCAGACGUC
This is a messenger RNA of Nyctereutes procyonoides (raccoon dog), 4474 nucleotides long. It is a transcript of the gene TONSL, whose product is annotated as tonsoku like, DNA repair protein. Gene Ontology annotation, molecular function: protein binding. The record is from RefSeq and is a predicted model, not a curated record. The transcript has 26 exons. The coding region runs from base 327 to 4301 and encodes 1324 amino acids. NCBI's taxonomy places the organism in Eukaryota, Metazoa, Chordata, Mammalia, Carnivora, Canidae.